Messenger RNA from Rotaria sp. Silwood1, 771 nucleotides. Lineage: Eukaryota; Metazoa; Rotifera; Eurotatoria; Philodinida; Philodinidae. The record is from the annotation of a GenBank genome assembly.
AUGAAUUCAAAACAUCUUAAUGAAACGUUAGAAUCUUCAAUGACUGAUACUAUUUCAUCGGACUCUUCUCAUGACCGACAAUAUGUGAUCGUCGACUGGUAUUUACAACAACAUGGUAGUUUUAGUAGUCUUGGUCGCUGGCGAGACGUUUCACUAAUACAGUUGUCGUCUACUCAACAAUUAACAGAUUAUUUAUUGGAUUACAUUGAACAGAACUAUAAACAUGUGAAUAUUAGAGAUAAACAAUACAAUGUUCUUGAUCUAUGUCGAGUAGCCAUUGACGAAUCAGAUAGAUUGUUAGCUGCCAAUAGCAAUGAGAUUUCUCGUGUAACCAGUCGUCAUAUUUGGCCACCGCAUCACAAAUUAUUGAUGGGAUAUUUAGUAGAUGCACACAUUGUUGCUACAUAUCAUGAUCAAUAUGUGACGAAUCCACAAAAACAACAUGAGGAACAAGAAAAUGAUAAUACUACUUAUUGUCUGAUUACUCAACUUGGAAAUCAUCCUACACAUGUGAAAUUUUUACGUGGUGCCAAGUCUUUACGAGAAGAACUUUUUCAAAGAUUUAAAUGUCCGUUUCAAACGACUUCUAAACCCACACAAUAUCAAAACGAGUUAUUUCUACAUAAAACUCAAACAUUAUCAAUACAAGAACUUUGUAAUUAUGUGACAGGUCAAAGUUGGCAUGAGCUUGAUACCACAUUUUUACAUGGUGUUAUCGUUGAUUUUAUUAUUGCUGGCGAACCAUUGUUGUUUAAAGAACAGAUCAUGUAA